Monascus purpureus is the source of this 4247-nucleotide messenger RNA. The record is from the annotation of a GenBank genome assembly. Lineage: Eukaryota; Fungi; Ascomycota; Eurotiomycetes; Eurotiales; Aspergillaceae.
GUCGUCUGGCCGUCAAAAGAAGCGUGAUUUGUUGAAGGCAAUUAAUUUUGCUCAAUUUACCUAGGUCUCAAGGCGUGCGGAGUGCAGUAGCACCAAGUCUCCGCAUACUCAACCUCCUUCGCAACACUUCUCUACAACUAUCUCCAGUGUAUACCAUCCUCAGCAGUGGCAUAACAAAACAAACAAACAAACAAACAAAAAGAGAAAGAAAGAAAGAAAAGAAAUGGCACACACAAAAGACCAAAAAGGAAACGACCCGGAACCACCCUACAUAUCAAUCUCCCACAAGAAACAAUCCCAGCUCAACGACGCCCUCUAUCUCCAUUCAUCAUGGAAGGACAAACUCCAACUUCCUCCGCAGACCCUCCCACCUGGUAUGCAUCUGUCGAUUCCAGACUCGGUCUUUCACGCGAGCGCCAAGCUGCAUGGUCGAGUGUCCGUGAUCGAUGUGCCCCGGACGUGUGGAUUGCUGAGUUCUCGAGAGUUAGAAAUUACAGAGAAAUGGGACGUGAAGGGAUUACUGGAUGUGAUGAAACGGGGGGAAUUGAAGGUUGAGGAGGUCGUAACGUCUUUUUUGAAGCGAGCAACAAUCAUCCACCAACUCACCCGUUGUCUAACGGAGCCUCUCUUCCACAGCGCCCUCCAACGCGCAAAGGAACUAGAUGACCAUUUCCAACGUACCGGAACCACCGUGGGACCUCUACAUGGCCUCCCCGUGUCAGUCAAGGACACGUUCAACGUCAAAGGCGUCGACUCCAGCAUCGGCAUUGCCGCAUUGGCAUUCCGUCCUGCCACGGAGAACGCAGCACUGGUCGACCUGCUCACAUUUCUGGGCGCGGUGGUGAUUGCCAAAACCAACGUCCCGCAAACGCUCGGCGCACUAGACAGCUGCAACCACCUAUUCGGGCGGACGCUGAACCCGCUGGAUCAUCGGCUCACCGCCGGUGGAAGUACCGGCGGCGAAGGGGUUCUGAUCUCCAUGCGCGGUUCCAUGGUAGGUUUCGGCACGGAUAUCGGUGGGAGUAUUCGCAUUCCCGCCAUGUGCAAUGGGAUAUACGGGUUUAAGCCUAGCGCGGGACGUGUUCCGUUCGGCGGGCAAGAGGAUGGCCAGGCGCCUGGGAAGAGUAGGAUGGCAUUACAAGCUGUUGCGGGACCGUUGGCUCGAUCCGUGGAUGACCUGGGUGCUGUUCUGCAGGAGAUCGUUCCCCGGGCUGAACUGUUCGGCGAGGAUUGCAUCCCUGGUCGCUGGGAGAGUGAGACGACGGCAUCCCAACCUGGAAGUGAACAUAAAAACUUCACCGUUGGUAUCCUUCGCUCCGACGGCCUCAUUGAACCCUUACCACCCAUCGCCAAAAUCCUAGACGAGGUAGCCCAUAUUCUUCGGCGAACUCCGGGUAUCGAUGUGAUCGACCUCCCCUCACCACCGGCACUAGCCAAAUGCCAGUCCCUGGCAGGUAAACUGAUGGGCGUUGACGAUGGCUCGACUAUGUCAAAUCUCCUCCAAGCCACGGGGGAACCGUUAACCCCCUGGCUGCGAGGAAGGAUGAGUCUGAAGCCCCGGAAACCGUUGACGGUGGCACAGCUCGCAGCUCUGCAAGCUCAGAGAACAGCCGUGGAGAAGGAGAUGCUCAAGAUGUGGUGCUAUGAACCCUCUAACUCUAACAUAGGGAAUGGCUCAAGGAGGAGGAUCGAUGCCGUUAUCCUCCCCGUGGCACCGCACCCCGUUCCAGAAAUCGACCGGUACAAUGCAGUCGGGUACACGUCCAGUUUCGUUCUUCUCGACUACCCAUCCGGCGUGAUUCCCGUGCGGAGAUUCGGGGAAUCGGAUCUGGAGCUGGGCAAGGAGAUGGUGACUCCUACUAUUGGGAGCUGGGAUAAGGCUAAUAGGGAGUUGUGGAAUGAAAAAUCAGUAGACCGCAGGGUCUACCUCGAUUCUCCACUCAGUAUCCAGGUUGUCACGCCGAAGUUGCACGAUUAUGAUCUCUUUCGGUCAAUGCGAAUCAUUGACCGAGCCAUACGGGAUCAUCAAGCGUUGGAUCUGAAGAAGCCAACGAGUGCGAAGCUGUGAACGGUAUAAUCAUAAUCAUGUUUGCCGAGAGGAAUGAAACGGCCGCGGUACUUGUUGGCAGUUGCUCCUUGUUUGCAUGGAUGUAUUAAAAAAGGGGGGAGUGAUUCCAUAUGCAUAGUCCUCUAUGGUUGUAACAGACGCAAUUGGAAGACAGUUCGAGGUAGAGGGCUCUUAUAUUAGACAAUAAUGUACCACCCCAAGGGGCCAUCUCUGUGUUCCUUUACUCGCCAGAGCGUGAAAUUUAGUAAUUAGUUAACAUUCAGAGGAACAACAAAAAUACGCAUAUUUCAUAUAAAUAUAACAAUAUCAUCAUCAUAACAGUCGUUACAACAUUAAUACUAAAAAAUACUGGUCAAACAUUACGACUCCGCCAAAGAGCAAACCCCUUCCGGAGCCCAUCAAGACGCGGAGUAUCGGCCGUAGAAACAGGCAAUAGACUAGGAUUAAAGUCACAACUGGAACAGGAAUGCGAAUGCGAACUGCCCAGGAAACCAGCAUCGAUGGGUCCUUUUUCCAUUCUUCUAUGUCCCCUCCAGGAUCUUGUGGAGGUAAAUUCAACUUCCGAGGGCUGUGGGCCUGUCCCUGUUGUCGAGGCGGACGAAGAAGAAAGGCCAUGGAAGUGCUGGUGAGGUAUAUCUUUCUGUCGUCCGCGAGUCGUCCAUUUCCAAAGCCGUCUGAUGCCUUGUUGGAAACCAAGGCCAAUAUCGUCGAUUGUAAGAGCGAGGAUGAUAAGUGGAAUAGAAAUGGCAAAGCCAACGCCGAAGGUGUACUUUGCCACGUAUGACAGAUGAAGGUCCUGGGAGCCAUCAGACGCAUGGGGAAACUCGGAAAUAUUAACUGUGAAAAUGGACAUGAUAAAAGAUAGAGGAAGGAAGAUUAUGGUGACGAUGGUAAACAUCAUAAUCGUCUUUCCCUGGCGUGUGGUAUCGACGGCUUGAUCGCGAGCAAACCGUGCCUCCAGGGCAUUGGCAUAUUUCUGUUUAAGAUCGAGCAAAUCCGUUAUGCUGGAAUAAAUCCGCUCAGCUUGCUUGUCCAUCCGGUCGAUGUCUUUCAGAUGCAUAUCGAUCGUUCGCUGCUGAUCCUUAAACCUUUUCUUGGAUUCAUACUGCAAGCGAUGACGGCCGUAGUAGAUCUCCGACAGGACUUCCUGGAAGUCGGCUAGGACAUGCUGUUGGUGCUGAAGUACUGUGCGAAUCAUGUUAAGCUCAUCACGGAUGUCCCUUGCUUCGGCAAGAAGAUUCGUCUCAUGGCCAAUGUCUAGCAGUUUGUCAAUGAAUCGGGGCUGGCCGUCUUCCUCUUGGAGAAGCCAUUUCAUCCCGUUCUCGUCCGUGUACCUCAGCCGACGUGGUCCUAGUCGACCACCGGUCCUGUGAUGGGACUUGAGCCAAUACGACGCUUGUACUGACGCCGCAUUGAAUACCUCAAACAGCUUUGUCUCGCGGUCGGUGGCAGUCCCGAUCGAAGACUCAAACAUGUCCAGGAAUUGAUACUCCUCGUCACCCAUCCGAUGACGGUCAAAGAUUCCCGAGCAGCGGUUUGUAAUGACCGUGGCAAGUUCAUGAACAGACUGAACUCGCUCCCUCGUCUUGGAGUUGAUAUCUUCAAUGAUUCCGUCCAGUACAUUCAGCGGAUCAUUCUUGGGUUGAUCCCACCGCUGCGGGAAGCUCGUCACAAUGAGGUUCUUGCCCAGGAUCCACAUCCACAGCUGGUCGACCAUAAAGAUCUUGGGAUCUUUCGCGUACCACUGGCUUCCCUGAUUUUGGGUCUGGUAGCGGUAUACCACCUGGUCUUGAUCACGGCUCUGUGUAUCAAUGUUGGGAUAAAAGAAUUGGUCCAGCGUCCGUCGUACAUGGAGCGAUAUCGUUGAAGAAGCAAGGUGCGCCCUGAUCAGCAUCUCGUCUCGCGUACGACAUACCGGCUUUCUACCAGGGUCCAUGCUAAAUAGGGUGGCCGCUUGAAUUGCCUGUUGCAUUUUCCGUCGUCUCUCCGCCGACUCAAAAUGUAGAUAUGGCAUGAAGAGGCAGACAUUACAGGUCUGCAAGUCGCCAGUAUUAUCCUUGGGUGAGAAACCCGGUGGCGGAUACCGAUCAUCAGCAGUGGAUGGCUUAGUUUGAGACUCGGACAGUCGCGGUGUCCCUGGACCACCUUUGGACUUGCCAUGCUUUUGGGCACUCUUUCC